Pestalotiopsis fici W106-1 is the source of this 585-nucleotide messenger RNA. RefSeq lists its product as uncharacterized. Bases 1 to 585 code for a protein of 194 amino acids. Lineage: Eukaryota; Fungi; Ascomycota; Sordariomycetes; Amphisphaeriales; Sporocadaceae. Gene Ontology annotation, cellular component: mitochondrion. Gene Ontology annotation, biological process: intracellular iron ion homeostasis; iron incorporation into metallo-sulfur cluster. The transcript is spliced from 2 exons. Gene Ontology annotation, molecular function: ferric iron binding; iron chaperone activity; ferrous iron binding. The record is from RefSeq and is a predicted model, not a curated record.
AUGACUAGGUCCAACAUUACGAAGCUUGGCCGUGCUGUCGGUCGAGGGCUGCAGGCCCGCGCUGUGACGGCAAUGCGCCCAGCGUACACGCAGAACUUUGCACAGAGACAGACAAAUGUUUUGCGCACUUCCACCGCCGCAUUCUCGACCAGCUCGGCCCUGUUCAGACCCAUCUCUGCCGAGGCCUUGAAGACGGCGCAGCCCGCCCAAAUCACCGACGAGCAGUACCACAAGUUGGCAGAUCAGUAUCUGGACGACCUCUUGGUCACGUUUGAGGAGGAGCAAGACGCCAAGGAUGAGAUUGACGUCGAAUACAGUGCCGGUGUGAUGAACAUCAAGUACCCGCAAGGAACCUACGUGAUCAACAAACAGCCCCCGAACAAGCAAAUCUGGCUCUCUUCUCCCAUCUCCGGCCCGAAGCGCUACGACUACGUCAUCAUUAGUGAGGGACAGGAAUCAAAGCAGGACACGGCCACUGGCGGAUGGAUCUACCUCCGAGACGGCACGUCUCUGAACGAGCUUCUGCAAGAGGAGACGGGCAUCAACCUCGAAGCAUUAGAUGGUGACUCUGUCGAGUCUCUAUAA